AUGCACUGGAACUACAUCCACCUCGAUGACCUCCUGACUGUCGCGCGGCACGAUGUCGCGUACUCCUAUGUGCGUGCCCUGGGGCGCGUUUACCGCCAAGCCUUCGGCUGCCCGAUGGGCUCACAGUUCGGGACGCCCCUCUCGAACGGCUUCGCGUUGGCUACCGAAACUGCCUUUCAGUCCGGCAAUAGGCUGCUCACGGCUCGGAGAUUUGCGGACGACAAGUUUGCCAUCAAAGCGGCGGGGAGCGCAGCCGAUACGAUGGUCGAACAUUUUUACCCGGGUUGCCGGCUUGUUCUGGAUACUUCGACCCCGCUGAAGGUCUGUGGCUUGCUUGUCCACAUUCUGGGCACUACGAUCAACACGGAGGCGACGCUGACCGGCAAACCCUUUGCGUCCGCCUACAGUGCCGGGAUGCAGAAACGGCAGCGCGGUGUUGUUCGGGGCCAUCUUGCCCGCCUGAAGCUCUCCAGCACCAUAUUCCCAAAGACCGCACUGCUUGGCACCAUCUGCAUGCUCACACAGCAGGGAUAUAGUGCGAAGAUCCUGCAGCAGGAAUUGAUGCGAUGCCUGGACGACAUGCGGGAGCUCUACAUGAACAGGCGCGGCGUCGGCUGACAUACAGUUUUGAAGUGGCCAUCUGGUUUUGUUCCUGUUAUUCGGGAUGAUGGUGGUGUGUUGGUCGUUGCUGAGUAAGUAUGUAUUAUUACCUCCCCACUGGAUAGCUCGUUUUUACUGAUCUAUAGUGCUAAUUUGCUACUCGGCACAGGAAUGCCAUAGACUGCGACUUUUAGAUCACGCGCAUUACUGAUUCCCGAUAAUAUUAGCUCCCCACUGGAUAGCUCGUUUUCCUUUUUACUGAUCCUGCACGACGCGCCUUGUCCCCCUGUAUUUCCAUCAAUUUGACCGGUAGUACAUCUGUAAAAAUCUCAUGAUCUUCACGUUCUGAGCAUUUUCAUACGUCUUGCCUUGUUCCACUGUAUAACUCGCGGCGUGAUCUCUCUAGCUUACUGUAUAAUUGUUACACUGGCAUGCUCCGAAAACUCCCCACACGAAAACUUUGCUUUGUGUGAAAUUCUAACAGGUUGACAGGGAUUGAAGUUAACUUUGCCAUGCUUCUAGCUUUGGCCUUCCAUGCAACGCACUCGAAAGCUGUUCUCUCUUCUUUGUUGUGUA
This is a messenger RNA of Amoebophrya sp. A120, 1176 nucleotides long. NCBI's taxonomy places the organism in Eukaryota, Dinophyceae, Syndiniales, Amoebophryaceae. The record is from the annotation of a GenBank genome assembly.